Molecule: messenger RNA, 759 nt
Organism: Striga hermonthica
Lineage: Eukaryota; Viridiplantae; Streptophyta; Magnoliopsida; Lamiales; Orobanchaceae
Source: the annotation of a GenBank genome assembly
AUGGCUGCGAGUGCCAACCCGUCAUCAGGCGGCCAUAGCAACGCCUGCAACGGCAGUACUAAUGGCGGGAAGAGUAACGGCGGCGGUAGAGAGAAUGGGAAUGGCGCCGGCGGCGUCUCAGCGGACAACCCCGUGGCGGGACCCACACAGGUGGCUCUCCGCCACAAUCCCGGCCUGUCGCUAGAUUGGACGCACGAGGAGCAGUCUACACUCGAGGAUUUGCUGGCAAAGUAUGCCUCAGAAUCCACUGUUGUUCGUUAUGCUAAAAUUGCUCAGGCGUUGAGUGAUAAAACUGUUCGAGAUGUUGCACUACGUUGCAGAUGGAUGAGUAAAAAGGAGAAUGGAAAGCGGAGGAAAGAUGAGAACAGUUCAAGGAAGAACAAAGACAAAAAGGAAAAAGUUACAGACCCAAAAUCUUCUCAAGUUGCAAACCGCUCCAAUGGCCAUCCCUAUGCUCAGUCAAUGAUGUCAGCAGACAGCGAUGAUGGAAUCUCAUUUAAAGCUAUUGGUGGAGCUGCUGGGCAGCUUCUUGAGCAAAAUGCUCAGGCGUUGGACCAAAUUUCCGCCAAUUUUUCUGCCUGCAAGAUUCAUGAGAAUAUCAAUCUUUUCUGUCAAGCUCGGAAUAAUAUUGUUUCACUCUUAAAUGACUUAAGUGACAUGCCGGAAAUAAUGAAGCAGAUGCCACCUCUUCCCGUGAAGCUGAACGAAGACCUUGCAAACUCCAUUCUUCCUCGUACAUUCAUGCCGAAGAAACCUUGA